AUGCUCAUGUCGGGUUUCGAACCAACAACCUUCAGCUCAGAGGACACGCGCUCUACCCUCACCCUGACAGCUGCCUCCCUCACCCUCACCUCCCUCACCCUCAUAGCUGCCUUUCUCACCCUCACCUUCCCCCUGGCCCCCGCCUCCCUCACCCUCACCCUGACCUCUGCCUCCCUCACCCUCGCCUCCUUCACCCUCACCUCCUUCACCCUCGCCUCCCUCACCCUCGCCUCCCUCACCCUCGCCUCCCUCACCCUCGCCUCCCUCACCCUCGCCUCCCUCACCCUCGCCUCCCUCACCCUCGCCUCCUUCACCCUUGCCUCCCUUACCCUCGCCUCCCUCACCUCCCUCACCCUUGCCUCCCUAACCCUUGCCUCCCUCACCCUCGCCUCCCUCACCCUCGCCUCCCUCACCCUCGCCUCCCUCACCCUCACCUCCCUCGCCUCCCUCACCCUCGCCUCCCUCACCCUCGCCUCCCUCACCCUCACCCUGACCUCUGCCUCCCUCACCCUCGCCUCCUUCACCCUCACCUCCUUCACCCUCGCCUCCCUCACCCUCGCCUCCCUCACCCCCUCCCUCGCCUCCCUCACCCUCGCCUCCCUCACCCUCGCCUCCCUCACCCUCGCCUCCCUCACCCUCGCCUCCUUCACCCUUGCCUCCCUUACCCUCGCCUCCCUCACCUCCCUCACCCUUGCCUCCCUAACCCUUGCCUCCCUCACCCUCGCCUCCCUCACCCUCGCCUCCCUCACCCUCGCCUCCCUCACCCUCACCUCCCUCGCCUCCCUCACCCUCGCCUCCCUCACCCUCGCCUCCCUCACCCUCACCUCCCUCACCCUCGCCUCCCUCACCCUCGCCUCCUUCACCCUUGCCUCCCUUACCCUCGCCUCCCUCACCUCCCUUCACCCUUGCCUCCCUAACCCUUGCCUCCCUCACCCUUGCUUCCCUCACCCUCGCCUCCCGAAGCCUCGCCACCCUCACCUCCCUCACCCUCACCCUGUCCCCUCCCUCCCUCACCCUGACUGCCACACUCACCCCCGCCUCCCUCAGACCCCCACCUUAACACGUCUCCCUCAGCCUCGCCUCUCUCACCCACCCUCCCCCUUACCCCUGCGCCCUCUCUCAGACCCCCACCUUAACGCCUCCCUUUCCUCAUUGGCACAUUUAAUUAGCAAUAUAAAUGCCAGUGCAUUGUUGCCAAUGACGGCGCUAUCUUUAAAUGAGUCUUUAAAAUGGUUCUUCCGGAUUCGUCACGUGCAGACGUUUCUCUGA
Knipowitschia caucasica is the source of this 1269-nucleotide messenger RNA. Lineage: Eukaryota; Metazoa; Chordata; Actinopteri; Gobiiformes; Gobiidae. The record is from the annotation of a GenBank genome assembly.